Phaeodactylum tricornutum CCAP 1055/1 is the source of this 198-nucleotide messenger RNA. RefSeq lists its product with no specific name. The annotation marks the transcript as partial. The transcript has a single exon. The record is from RefSeq and is a predicted model, not a curated record. Lineage: Eukaryota; Bacillariophyta; Bacillariophyceae; Surirellales; Neidiaceae.
UAUCGCGUGCUGAAUGUUUCGAAAGAUGCUACCAAAAACGAAAUUCGACAGAGUUAUCGAAGCCUCUGCUUAAAAUAUCAUCCUGACAAAAACGUGAAUCGAUCAGGGGCGGAGAAAAGAGCUUCCGAGGAACGCUUUAAGCAGAUUCAAAAGGCAUAUGCGUUAGUUGGCGAUAUCGAAGCUCGUAAACAAUACGAC